AUGGCAUCACAUAAUGAGAAAAGCUUGUUGAAGAGUAGAACAACUGCUAAUAAAACAUUGAGUGGAAGAGAAGAGCAGAAGCAUGAGUGCACGUGGACAAGUCUCCCAGAUGAUAUCAUGGAACUGAUUACGAAGCGUUUGUGCCUAAAAGAUUGCCUUGGAUUGCGUGAAAUAUGCACCCCUUGGAGGGAUUUCGUUGCUAAUGCCAUUGCAAACAAGCAUUGCCUCCCAUUGCCUGAACUGCCAUUGCUUGUCCUCAAAUAUAACGAAUCAUCCACAGUUUUCAGCUUGAGGACAGAACGUCUACUUUAUCCCAAAAGACCAUUAAUUGACACAAUGCAGACCAUUCAAGGCUCAGUUGAAGGAUGGAUGAUUGUGAGUGAAUAUUCUAACGUGGGUAGUCCUAGUCCAAGUCUAACCAUUUUCUUCUUCAACCCAACUUUCUGGACUACAAUUGAAGCCGAUAAGGAUACAAGGGUUCAUUUUAAGGAUGUGGAAAUUAUUGACACGAAAUUGUAUGCUAGAACUUCUAAUUCCAUAUUGGUUUGGGAUUUGCAAGAGUCAAGUGACAACCCCCCAAAGCCUAAAGUAUUAGCUAUGCUUCCACCGAGGCCACCACCAGUAUCGAUUGUAACUGGUAACCAACGUUUUUACAGGGGUAAAGUCUUCCCCUGCCUAGUCAAAGAUGAUGCAUUAGGAGAAUUAUUCCUCAUUUACAUGUUCUUUAACUGUGUUUAUGAAACACGACAUGUUGGUUAUUUGAACAUUGUCACUAAAUGUGUUGCCCCGCCUGAGAUGACCAGAGUUGAAGUAUUCAAGUUGAAGACAAGUAAUGAAACUAAUCAGUGGAUCAAGGUUGAUAAUAUGGGGGACCGCGUGUUGUUUGUUGGCGGUAUCAAGUGCAUGACACAAGGGCAGGCAUUCAAUUGGGGAUUAUUUGCUUGA
Molecule: messenger RNA, 945 nt
Organism: Gastrolobium bilobum
Lineage: Eukaryota; Viridiplantae; Streptophyta; Magnoliopsida; Fabales; Fabaceae
Exons: 3
Coding region: 1-945 (314 amino acids)
Molecular function (GO): protein binding
Source: RefSeq, a predicted model, not a curated record